This is a messenger RNA of Salvia splendens (bonfire salvia), 970 nucleotides long. RefSeq lists its product as uncharacterized. Bases 63 to 911 code for a protein of 282 amino acids. The record is from RefSeq and is a predicted model, not a curated record. NCBI's taxonomy places the organism in Eukaryota, Viridiplantae, Streptophyta, Magnoliopsida, Lamiales, Lamiaceae. The transcript has a single exon.
CUUGCUAAUUUUGUCCUAGAAAGAUAUUCACAUUCUGAAUCAACAAGGAAGGAUGAAUUAGAAUGGCCCCAUUACCCAUAAACUCUAUAAACCACUUCACUCACCCACACCCUCUAACUGCAGCUGACAACAAUCAAGAAUUCUCUUGUGAUGGCUGCAAGACUCUCGGGAGCGGGAAGCGAUUCUGCUGCAACGCCUGCGAUUUCGACCUCCACGACUACUGUGCCACGUGUCCCCGCUCCCUCUCCUCCUUCAUGCACCCCCACCCCCUCACCCUCGUCCUACGGAAGCCGGCAUCCGCCAAGACAGCCCGCCUAGUCGACCGCGUCUGCGAUCUCUGUCGCGAAACAGUAGACGGGCUCUUCUACCGGUGCAAAGAGUGCGAGUUCGACGUGCACCCACUCUGCACGCAACUGCCGGAGAAGCUCAACCACGCCCUCCACGCCAUCCAUCCUUUGAUCCUCCGGUCCUCGCCUGCAGAGGGCCUAUGUGCCGUCUGCAGGCGCCUGUGCGGUGGGUGGCGAUAUGGGUGCCGUGCUUGUAGGGUUGACAUUCACUUGGAGUGCGUGUUGGAACCUGUGGUUGGGUACCAACAGUAUGACCGUAGUAUUGGUCAAGGGGGAAUCCCCAUGUUCGAUCAUAACAUAGGGAUUCCCUUCCAUGCCCCACCUGGGUUUGCUCCGUUUUACGGGUACCCAAGUUAUGACCCCAGGUUCAAUAUGUACCACGGUGGUCAAUACAUGUAUCCACCUGCAAAUUUUGGGCCGCAAAAUUUGCAGGUGGGGGCAAGUAAUAGUAAUAAUAAUAAUGGGAGUCGACUGGGGAAGUCAAUGUUUGGUCUAGUAAAACAGCUUGGAUUUGGAGUGAUAUCGAAUAUGAUUUUUGGAGUUGAUGUAUCCGGGCUAUUUUGAGGGACUAUUUAAUGUGUAACUUAAUUGCAUAUUUGAGGAGAAAUUCUUGUUUGUUUUUU